Cylicostephanus goldi is the source of this 660-nucleotide messenger RNA. NCBI's taxonomy places the organism in Eukaryota, Metazoa, Nematoda, Chromadorea, Rhabditida, Strongylidae. The record is from the annotation of a GenBank genome assembly.
UAAUAAAGAGCAAUACGAGCAAGCUCAGGAUACUGUAGAGUGUUAUGCUGCAUAUCACAGAUACAAAUAUCACUAUGUAAAUGUCGAGGACAACAGUUCUUUGUCGCUUGCCUGUCCGCAGAAAGAUUUUAUGUUUCAACGGCAUUGUGUGGUUGCUCAAAUGCUGAGUUCAUGGAGCGAAGAUUGGCUGUUGUUCCUCGAUGCUGAUAUGGCCGUGGUCAAUCCUAACCAUCUCAUAGAAGAGUAUAUUCCUGCCAAUCCUGAUAUUCACGUUGUAUUUUAUAAUAGAAUUUUCAACCACGAGGUUAUGGCAGGGUCUUACCUUCUUCGUAUCUUGUUUUUUCGCUCUACAGCGACUCUAGUGGGAUUAUCAAGGGUAUACGGAGUUUCUUCUGAAAUGGCUUCAACUGCACCUUUAGCUGAAAGGGUUCAGCAUGUUGAGAUUACAGCACGUAAUUUAUCAGGCGUAGGACCUCCCGUCACUGCGGAGUGUCGCGCGCGGCGAAACUCUUGUUCCACUUCAGUCGCCGUUGUGAGUUGUGCUCUCCCACUUUACCUAUUGCGUCGCGGCGAUCCGUAUCGCGAGGGUUUUUCGCACUCUACGAGGGGAUUGUCUGCUCUUUCCGAUCUCUUCCUCUUUUCAACAGCGCGCAUAUGAAA